Molecule: messenger RNA, 843 nt
Organism: Cavenderia fasciculata
Lineage: Eukaryota; Evosea; Eumycetozoa; Acytosteliales; Cavenderiaceae
Product: RNA-binding region RNP-1 domain-containing protein
Exons: 1
Coding region: 1-843 (280 amino acids)
Biological process (GO): mRNA splicing, via spliceosome
Cellular component (GO): U2 snRNP; catalytic step 2 spliceosome; precatalytic spliceosome
Molecular function (GO): RNA binding
Source: RefSeq, a predicted model, not a curated record
AUGAAUGUAGUUAGAGAAAUACAAAGAAUCAAUAGAAAUGAGAUGACAUCUGGAGCAUCAGAGACUAGUUCAUGGCAUGAGGACUAUAGUCAUAGUUGUUGGAUAUUUGCAGGUGGUAUGCCAUUCGAUCUCAAUGAAGGUGAUGUAGUGACGGUGUUUAGUCAGUAUGGAGAGGUCGAUGAAUACGAUCUCGUUAGAAACAAGGAGACUGGUAAAUCACAGGGUUUCGCAUUCAUCAAGUACAUGGAUCAAAAGAGUACUAUCUUGGCUGUUGAUAAUCUCAAUGGUGUAAAGAUACUAGGUAGAACUAUUAGAGUUGAUCAUGUCAAAGACUAUAGAAAACCAAAACAAGAUAAAGAUAAAGAUAAAGAUGAUGAUAAAGAUGGUGAUGACGGUCAACAAGACAAAGACAAAAAAGAUAGAGACAGAGAUCAUCCAGAAAAUAGAUAUAAAGAUAACAAUAACAACAACAACAACAACAACAACCGUGAAAGAGAUAUAAAGAGUAGAGGUGAUCAUGACAGUAGAGAUAAUUAUAGUAGUAGGAACAACAAUAAUAAUAAUAAUAUAAGAGACAAUAGAGAUAGAGAUAAUAAUAAUAAUCAUAGAGAUUAUCAAGACAGAAACAACAAUAAUAACCAAAGAAGGGAUGAUAAUAGAAGAGAUGAAAGAAGAGACUACCCUCAACGUGAUUAUAGAGACAAUAAUCAUAAUCAUAAUAAUAGUAAUAGAUACUAUAAUGAUAGAGAUAGAGAUAAUAGUAGAGGCGGAAAUAGAGAUAGAGAUAGGGAUAGAUCUAGGGAUAGAUCUCCUCCUAGAGACAGAGACAACAAAAGAUAUUAA